CGUGCAACAACAUUCACAAUGGGUCGCGCUGAAGCUGGCACGGCGAAAGCCAUCGGCAACAAGAUCAAAGCCAAGGGAUUAGGUCGUCUGAGAUGGUACUGUCAAGCCUGCGAGCGCCAAAUGCGAGACGCAAACGGGUUCAAGUGCCAUAUUACUAGCGAAAGUCAUGUCCGUCAAAUGUUGAUUCUCGGAGAGAAUGCGCCAAAGGCUAUCAACGACUUCAGCCAGCAAUUUAUCGAUAACUUUGUGAAUAACUUGAGAACCCAGCACGGAGAAAAGAAGGUCCAUAUCAACCACUUCUACAAUACUGUUAUCAGCGAUCGCGAGCACAUUCACAUGAACAGUACAAAAUUCCAAUCUCUUACUCAAUUCGCCCAAUACCUAGGCAAGAACGGGAUUUGCCGAGUGGAGGAGACCGAGAAGGGAAUUUUCGUAUCAUGGAUCGACAACUCGCCCGAGACAUUGCGGAAAAGGGAGGCUAUCCAAAAGAAAGAGCGGGAGGAGAAGAACGAUGAACAGCGAGAACAAAGAAUGAUCAUGGAACAGGUGGAGCGCGCCCGCAGCGCUGCCAAGGAUAUGAAGGCCUCCGCCGAGGAGGAAGAUGCGGACGCAAAACUACUUCAGCGAGAGGAAGGCGAGAAAAUGACCUUAAACCUCAGCUUUGGUCCGAAGAAGACCGAUACAAAAAUCGACACAAAGACCGAUUCUUCGAAGUCGGAAUCUCCAGAUGUGAAGGAUACAUCUGGCACUGGUUCCCCAGCUGAAGAGGCUGCGCCGGCACCUGCCAAGAUUUCCAUGUCAUUUGGUGCCCAGAAACCAAAGAAUGUGUUUGCUUCGGCCGGGAAGAAGAAUCCUUUGGCUGGGAAGAAGGGUCCCAUGCUUGUGCAGCCUAAGAAGAUGACUGAGCAGGAAAGGAUUAUGAAGGCGGAGAUGGAGGCUAUGGAGCGUAAGCGAUCUCGUCCAGACUCGGGAUUUGCGAAUCAGAAACGGCCUAAGUUGGCGUAA
This is a messenger RNA of Penicillium pulvis, 1005 nucleotides long. RefSeq names its product putative C2H2 finger domain protein (Kin17). NCBI's taxonomy places the organism in Eukaryota, Fungi, Ascomycota, Eurotiomycetes, Eurotiales, Aspergillaceae. Gene Ontology annotation, cellular component: nucleus. Gene Ontology annotation, biological process: DNA damage response; DNA replication. The record is from RefSeq and is a predicted model, not a curated record. Bases 19 to 1005 code for a protein of 328 amino acids. Gene Ontology annotation, molecular function: double-stranded DNA binding. The transcript is spliced from 3 exons.